UCUUCUCUCCAUCGUAUAAAAGGCGCCCCAUUUUCUCAAAACCUCGCUUACAUCUUACCAAUCAGUAACCCACGAAAAAGAAAAAAUAAAAAAAAAAUCUCUGAAUCAAACUUCUAAAUCAUCCAACAAUCAAUCUCUUCUCUUGAUAUGGGCAAGAAGAGAAAAUCAAUCGCCACAAGCCUCGAUGAAGUGGAUCAAAGCAUGUACGCGUCGUUUUGCAGCGCGGCGAAUUCACUCUCGCAGCUUUACACACAAGCCAUGAACCACCAGAAACACUCUUUCCAAGCUGGUGAACGCCACGGCCUUGAAAAACUUUAUCAGUGGAUCUGGAGACAAGAAGAAGGAGGAUCAAGAGUGACAACAGUUGAUAUUCUCAAUUACCUUCAGAAUGAGCUAGAUUACAGUGGAAAGGAGCCAUCAAUGUCCCCUAGAGCACAAAAUCGGCAUCAGCAUUCCCAAGCCACACCACAGUUAAUGAGUUCUGGCAUCUCUGUCUCUUCGGGUCCAUCUGGCCAAAGCACCGGGCAGGGAACUCGCUCUGAGCACUGUGAUCAACAAUCCAGAAAUUCAGUUUUCUCUAAUGCCUUAUCUAGCCCCAUUCGUCGGAGCCUUCAGCAUUAUCACAUAGCACAAGGAGGAGGCUUUGGCAGUAUGCCUCCUGCCAUUGGAAGCAGGAACAAUGAUCCCAACUUUCUUCAGCACCAAAACAGGGAUUCAAACAGUUCCAAUGAUUCUUCGAUGGACAUGCAUGCUGACUAAAAUUGCUAUGAGACCAAAUCCAGAAGCAUCUUUCCAUAAAAAGGCUUGGACAGGCUGCUGCAAUUGGGACACUAUUUUCUUCAUCAUUUUUAGCUUAUGGAAUUGAUUACUAUAUACAAGAAUAAACACAUGAUGCUGGUGACUUGUUGAAGCGCGUGAAGAAGAAUUGUGUGUGUUCUCUCAUGAGGUAAAAGGCAAUGUGAUUAACACCAUCGCCUAUUAGUUACUGUUUUCAUUUGAAUCUAGUCGUUUGAGUCUCUUAAGCCAUAUCCUUUUUGUUGAACCGACUCUGCUACUUAUUAACCAGUACUGUUUGUUAUAUUAUCACUGCAUGAUCGCUUCCCUGAA
This is a messenger RNA of Mangifera indica (mango), 1107 nucleotides long. RefSeq lists its product as uncharacterized. Lineage: Eukaryota; Viridiplantae; Streptophyta; Magnoliopsida; Sapindales; Anacardiaceae. The transcript has 3 exons. The coding region runs from base 148 to 759 and encodes 203 amino acids. The record is from RefSeq and is a predicted model, not a curated record.